AUUCCUCGAGAACAGAAGGUAGGAUUGCCUAGUUAAAAAUAACAACAUUUAUUCUUGAGUAUUAUUUAAAGACAAUCCAUGGUAAUUACGUAGAGCUGUAUCUGUUUGAAAUAAUUUAGUUGUAGUAGAAUUGGUACCCGACGUAUGAUAGCCUCCGAAAAGAUCACGAACUCUUUCCUUAAUACGCACAGAACUGCGCAAAGCUCGACUCGUCAAUUACACCCCUGCGCCAGAGUGGUUGUAACCAACUCUUUCCGUCAGACGUAACGCUCUAGCAAAACAAAUACUGCGGACGGCAUGAAAGAGAACAGGAGGUAAUAGUUCUUGUGCUUAUCGAGAGAGGGGGUUUAUAUCAAUUUCUUUCUACGGGUGGUAAGGAAGGACUUUACUGGUGGAGUCUUUAGCAAAGAAAUAAAACCUUUAAAGACUUUAUGGUCAGCGAUGAUUAUUGCAAAAGAUCUCUUCACUUUGGGUGACGAAUACUUCACAAUGCCCCGACGGGAGAAGUAUGAAAUCGCUCCAGCCACAGCUCCUGAAAACAGCAGACUUGAGGGGUCCGCCGCUCAUCUGAACAACGUCGCCACCGCUCAUCGUUACCGACCGGCUGAGCUCGUCUUCCGAGGUAUAGGCGUCUUCUUCGGUGGGAAGCAGAUUCUACGGGACGUCAGCGGAAUGGUGCGACCGGGCGAGGUGCUUGGUGUCAUGGGUCCAAGUGGGUCCGGUAAGACGACCUUACUUAAUGCUCUAAGCGGCAGGUUGAAGACUGAUUCGGGCCUGAUUACCUUGAACGGAGAAACACUUAGUAAACAACUGAGAAGGAAGAUAUGCUAUGUCACGCAGCAAGACAUCUUUUUCCCGGACCUCACCCUACGUCAGACUCUGACGUAUUCUGCUUUAUUGAGACUUCCCGACUACAUAUCUUACCGUGAAAAGAUGGAGUACGUGGACCACAUCUUAGAUGUAUUAGAUCUUGGCCGCUGUCAAGACACUGUAAUAGGGGAUAUGAUGAAACGCGGACUUUCUGGAGGAGAGAAAAAAAGAGCCAACAUUGCCAGUGAGCUUCUGACAAACCCCACCACCAUGUUACUAGAUGAGCCGACAUCAGGCUUGGAUUCCAGCACCGCUUUCUCCCUAAUGUCUACAUUAAAGGAGUACGCUGAAAAAGAAAACAAAACAGUGAUAAUCACAGUACACCAACCUUCCAGUCAGAUAUUUUACAUGUUUGAUCGCCUACUUCUGCUUUGCAGUGGACAAAUGGCAUAUUUUGGUGACACAAGCCAAGUUGUUGACUUUUUCAGCAGUGUAGGACUACAGAUAACACCUCAUUAUAACCCUGCUGACUUCAUUAUGGAACAACUUAAGAAAGAUUCCAAAACACAAGAGAAAAUUAUCACCGCAGCGCUUGAAGCUAGGAACCUAGAAUUUCAACAAAUGCUAUGUCUGCCCAGUGAAGAUGAUGAAACUGUUUGCUCUCACAGCUCUGCCCUAGAUUUUCAAAGUUGCGAUAAACAACCCUGGGAACACCUUCGUAACUGUGAGCUUGUGAAACAUGAUCUGGAGAGCACUGAGCCAUCUUCUCACUCUACCUCAACGCCGUACAUAUGGAACAUACCACCUUCAUCUAAACAUGACCAAACCAGGCCAGUAGAAGUCAUCAUUGAUCAAGACAAAAAAUUACGAACUAUAUAUCAGAAAAUAGCAGUUCAUCAAGAUGAUAAUGAUUCAGGAAGAUCUUCAUGGUCUGGAGUUGUUAGCUCAACAUUUAGUAGUCAGGAUGAUCUAGAAGAAGAAGAAAAGUGGCCAACGUCCUUCUGGACACAACUUAAAGUUCUUACUCAGCGUAACUUUCUAGAAGCCAAGAGCCGCAUGCUGUCCAAGUUGAACUGGAUUCAGACUCUAGGGUUAGGUCUUCUCUGUGGACUUAUUUGGUUCCAAGUUCAACGGACAGAGCCAACGCUCUGGGACAUCCGGGGUUGGAUGUUCUUCAGUAUGACUUAUUGGAUGUUGUUUGCAUUAUUUGGAGCUUUGAUCUCUUUUCCUCCAGAACGGGAAGUGAUAAACAAGGAAAGAGCUUCAGGAGCUUACAGACUGUCUGCCUACUAUCUGGCCAAGAUGAUUGGAGAAUUACCUCUAACAUUAACUUUACCUACUGUCUUUCAUUUUAUAUCUUACCCUAUGUUAGGCAUCUAUAGUUCACAGACCUUCCUUUGUCUUUGGGGUUUCCUCAUCCUCAACACCAUUGUAGCUCAGAGUGUUGGACUGUUUAUUGGGGCAUCCUGUACUGACCUGCAAGUUUCAGUAACAAUUUCUGCUCUCUACUCUUUGUCCACCAUGUUGUUUGGAGGUUAUUACUCUUCUUCCAUUCCUCCAUGGCUUCAAUGGCUACAAUACCUUUCUAUUGUUCAUUAUGCUUAUCAAAACAUGCAGAUAGUGGAGUUCAGUGGAGGACCACCAAUUCGGUGUGCGUCAACUAAUUCGCAGUUUGAGGUGUGUCGUUCUGGCAGUUCAGUAUUUAUUCCGAUAGAAGAUAUCAUUAAUCAACAAGGUCAGGCGUUCCCUCUGUGGGCCAAUACUUUUAUUUUGGUGAUUUUUCUCGCAGUUUUUCGAAUAAUGGGCUACCUAGUACUGAGGUUUAUUCGUAAACCAAAGUGAUUAUCUUACUAAUUCAUGAAGUUUAUCAAAAUAUAAAGAAACAAUCAGAAACUUCUAAUAGUGCAUACUGUAUGAACUAUGCUCAAAUAAUGAGGGAUAUCAUGCCAGAAUUGUCUGGCAAAAAAUAUAACGUAGAUAUCUGAAGUAAGAUACAUGAGAUAUAUAUAUAUAUAGUUAUUGUAUAUCAUAGUGCCAAAAUAAGGGCACAAAAUUGUCCUUCACACCUAGAGGGUACUGAAAUAGUAUCCUCAAGGUCUGUGGUACCUAACCAGUAUGAAAGGAUUGUUCUCUGCCAGAAUAAGCAGACUGUGAUCUAGUUAUAACAUGUGAACUAUAAGUCUAGGAAACUAGCCAGUAUAGAAGGAUUGUUCACUGCCAGAAUUAAUGGACUGUGAUCUAGUUAUAAUAUGUGAACUACAAGUCUGGGAAACUAGCCAGUAUAGGAUUGUUCACUGCCAGGAAUGAGCAGACUGUGAUCUAGUUAUAUUUACCUACAUGGGUGAAUGAACCUACUCCCGGUAACGUUGCAAUUUGGGUCAACGAAUACACAUUGUCUUUAUAUUUAUCAAGAAAUUUAAAAUCUGAUUGGUACUUUCUUCUUUACCACAUAUUAUUCAAUCAUCUCUAAAGCUUCAGAUCCAUUGGUUAAAUAAGAUAACUUAUUCAAUGUGAAGAAUGUGAUACACAAUAAUUGAAGGACCAAAACUAUCAACAGUUUAUUGACCAAUAUAUGUAGUUCUGUAAAACAGAAAUAUAAAACUGAAGCUAUUAUAAGGAAGGUACCUAAGAAUUAUUGUGUGUUUGACUUUAAUAUACCUAGUCAAAGUUGAAUCUUGAUGGAGAAAGAUUCAAUAAUUUAAUACUGGCUUCCAUUAGCACUGUUGAUUUUUUUUCAAAUGCAAAUAUCUAGAAGGUUUGAGAUUUAUUCUCGGAAAAUACAGAAAUGGUAUAUGUUCACAAUUAUGACUAGAAACUCAAAAUGAAUUGCAGGGAACCUUGUAUUUGAAACCCCUCCAGCUUUUGACAUUUUAUCACAAAGCAAGUAAUGCAAUUUACGAUUUUUUUAAGUUAGAAGAUAAACUUUGUACACUGAGAUGCACUUAUCAUUCCUUCAACUUUAAUUACAAGUAACUAGCAAGCCUUUGAUUUACUAUCAAGAAAGAAGUGUCAUGUUAAAUAGCAAGUGAAGGGACAAAAAAGUUUCAAAUUAUCAGUUCUUUUUUUUUAAUUCUUGGAUUACUAAGUGUAUUAGCAAUCUUUAGUAUUCAGAAUCGGAAAGAAAGAAAACACCAGCGUCUAUUUAUCAAUGGACACUAAGCUCGUAGCCACGUCUGGAAGUAGGGGGUUCUUUUUAGUCCCAAGUGGAAAUUGUUUCCUGUGUAAUUUUAGUAGUGCCCAGGGAAGAAGAAGAUUUCAGAAAUAUAUAAUGGUUCCUUUAUUAUCACUGCAAACAAACGUUUCUAGUACUUUUCCUCUGAUAAGUAUGAAAGUGCUAUUUCUGCACGUAUGCACAGUGCUACAAAAGCAAUUAUAUAAUGAGAGGCCAUCAUCAAAGAAAAGAAAUAUUAAUAGCCAAGAGUGUGGGAUUCAUUUUCAGCCCCACUGGCUUGAUGGACACAACAAGAAGGCUGAUUGUUACAUUAGUAUACCAUUCAAAAACUUCACAUUAACCUGAAAUACAAAGAUAUUAGGUAUAGCAUUCCGAGGUGAAUGCAGUUUGGAAGAGAAUAGUAUUUUGAAGUCUUCUUAUCCAUAUAACUCGAAGCUAGUACACAGGAUGGAGAGAAAUCACGAGUAACUGAUAUUAAAGUGUUUGUGUGAUAAAUUCUUGAUAAGGUAGAAAGUGCUAUUAAGGAAGACCUAUUCGAUGGUAGGUUCUGUUUGAGGAAAAGAAAACUGUUUUGAUCUGGAAUUUUAUUUACAAUUUUUAUUAAAAUCUUUUUGUUUAUGAUAAGAUGUUUCAUUUUUAUAUCACCUUAAGAAGCAAUAAACUAUUUUUGUGACACUUUUUAAUCUAAACUCUGAAGUAGAACAUGAUUCACUCAUCGUUAUAAUCACUAUUUUAGUUUACUGUUGUAAGCUUACAGAAUACAUGAUUUUAGUAAGCAUGGCCAGUUUUGUAAUAUAUAUAAGAUUUUUAAAUGAAUAUCUAAUUCAUUAAUUGGCCAAAGUAAAUUUGUGAAAGUAAAUCUAAAGUGUAAGGUGCAAGUUGCACAAGUCCAAAUAUAUAUACCCACCAAAUAGGUAGUUAAUGUAAUAUUGUUUCUGUUAUGUCUUUGUCAGAAUAAAAAAAAAGAUUUUAUCGA
Limulus polyphemus (Atlantic horseshoe crab) is the source of this 4958-nucleotide messenger RNA. RefSeq names its product ABC transporter G family member 21-like. NCBI's taxonomy places the organism in Eukaryota, Metazoa, Arthropoda, Merostomata, Xiphosura, Limulidae. Gene Ontology annotation, molecular function: ATP hydrolysis activity; ABC-type transporter activity; ATP binding. The transcript has 15 exons. The record is from RefSeq and is a predicted model, not a curated record. Bases 442 to 2652 code for a protein of 736 amino acids. Gene Ontology annotation, cellular component: plasma membrane.